AUGUUUGACACAUGGAGGGAUGUGUCCCCCGUUGGCUUUUUCUACAAGUGGGCGUGGGUCCCCGCCGCCUGCAAAUACAUCAUUGCAACUAUCGACGACUACGAAGGAUGUUUACGUAACCGACGCCUUCUCAUAUACGGAGACUCCACAACACGACAGUGGUUUGUUCAUAUCCGGAAACUGCUCCAACUCGAAAUGGCGACUCAGAUGUUUGAGGACGGUCAGCCUUGGCACAAACCCUGCCGAGCUGUCAACUACCUCCACAACUAUUCAGUGUUCUGGGGACCUCACGAACUCCCUUUCUACGGAGGACCCAACAGGGGCUUCAACAGACCUACGUUUGUUUACCUAGAUGAAAUACCCAACCAUUCAAGAGAUAUUGUUGUAAUACACUACUACCUUCAUUUUGUGUCGUUCCAUCCAAGCGUGUUCACACGUCACAUCCGGCGUCUCUACCAAUCAGUGGAGUCCCUUGUGUCACGUGCCCCAAACGUCACCGUGGCAAUAAAGGGCCCCCAUACAUUGCAGGAUCUGCCAGGUCGAUUGGAAGACUACUGGGGCCCUGUCUAUGACAAUAUUAUACGUGAUACGUUUAGACCAAUCAUGGACAAAGUGUUGUAUUUGGAUUUUUGGGAUAUGACUUUAGCCGCUGAGAACCAGAGUCUUCAUCCAAAUGAUACGAUCGUCUCCAGUAUGGUGCAUUAUAUGUUAAACAUGGCUUGCAGGAAAAUACAUUUAUGA
Molecule: messenger RNA, 741 nt
Organism: Haliotis rubra (blacklip abalone)
Lineage: Eukaryota; Metazoa; Mollusca; Gastropoda; Lepetellida; Haliotidae
Product: NXPE family member 2-like
Exons: 1
Coding region: 1-741 (246 amino acids)
Source: RefSeq, a predicted model, not a curated record